UUUAUCAACUCUGAAGAGGAGCAAAUUAAAGGUUUUGAUGGACCCAUCAAUCCCACCACUGUGAUUUUUGCAAAGGUUGAACCUUUGGGGAGCUGCAGUCGUGGCACUAACAGGUUUUUAAAGGUUAGGCAUUGGCGCUUCUGUCUGGAGCAGAUCUGCGGAGGAGUUGUUGUUUUUUUUCUUCUUCUUUCAUGCUUUAUUAUUUCCUGAUUCUGCAGUGGGAUGGGUCUGUUGAGAAAGAUUUUCAUUCCCUUUGUAGGAUUGGUCUUGGCCUUCUGUUUUUAUUCAGCAAGGGAGGAUUUUAAACCUGAGAUGCUGAAAGGGAAGCGAGUGAUUGUCACUGGAGCAAGCACUGGAAUUGGAGAGCAAAUGGCUUAUCACCUGGCACGGAUGGGAGCCCAUGUUCUGAUCACAGCACGGACGGAAGCCAAGCUUCAGAAAGUCAUCACACGGUGUCUGGAGCUGGGUGCAGCCUCCGCGCAGUAUGUGAGCGGCAGCAUGGAGGAUGAGGCCUUUGCCGAGCAUGUGGUGAAGGAGGCUGAGCUAGUGCUGGGAGGCCUAGACAUGCUGAUCCUCAACCACGUUGGCAACUCAUACUUCAACUAUUUCGACGGAGACGUGGGGCACGUGCAGAAGCUUCUGAAGAUUAACUUUCUCAGCUACGUGGCCAUGACUGUUUCAGCGCUGCCCAGGCUGAAAGACAGCGGGGGCAGCAUCGUGGUGGUUUCAUCCAUGGCAGGUAAAGUUGGGUUUCCAUUUACUGCUCCCUACUCUGCAACGAAGUUUGCCCUAGAUGGGUUUUUCAGCUCCUUGCGGCAGGAAUUAAUCAUUCAGAAGGUUGAUGUUUCCAUCACGCUCUGUAUACUCGGCUUCGUUGAUACAGAAAGUGCCAUGAAAGCAGCUUCUGAUGUGGUGCUGAUGUCCCCUGCACCAAAGGAGGAGUGUGCGCUGGAAAUCAUCAAGGGGGGAGCCCUCCGCCAACGGGAAAUUUAUUACAAAUACGCAGCUACCAAAAUCCCCCUCUUGAUCCGGGACUGGGCUCCAGAACUCCUGGAUUAUCUGAUCAGAAGAAGCUACAACGUGGAGAACCUAAAGAAAAAUUAAUCAGUCUGAGUUGUCCAGUGCCUUUCCGCUCAUACCUGUCUCUGGGGUUACCUUAAUCAAGGCCUGGUGUGCUGUGGAGCUCCCUAGCCCAGGCUCCUUCUCACUUAGGGAAUGCAAUGCUGGGAUCCCUCAUCGUGGGACCCUGGGAUCAUGUGGCAUUUUACA
This is a messenger RNA of Terrapene triunguis (Three-toed box turtle), 1269 nucleotides long. RefSeq names its product hydroxysteroid 11-beta dehydrogenase 1 (gene HSD11B1). Bases 223 to 1104 code for a protein of 293 amino acids. The record is from RefSeq and is a predicted model, not a curated record. Gene Ontology annotation, cellular component: endoplasmic reticulum membrane; intracellular membrane-bounded organelle. Gene Ontology annotation, biological process: steroid catabolic process. Gene Ontology annotation, molecular function: 11-beta-hydroxysteroid dehydrogenase (NADP+) activity; steroid binding. Lineage: Eukaryota; Metazoa; Chordata; Testudines; Emydidae. The transcript has 6 exons.